Molecule: messenger RNA, 2499 nt
Organism: Myripristis murdjan (pinecone soldierfish)
Lineage: Eukaryota; Metazoa; Chordata; Actinopteri; Holocentriformes; Holocentridae
Gene: prkd1
Product: protein kinase D1
Exons: 20
Coding region: 16-2499 (827 amino acids)
Biological process (GO): intracellular signal transduction; phospholipase C-activating G protein-coupled receptor signaling pathway; protein phosphorylation
Cellular component (GO): cytosol
Molecular function (GO): ATP binding; protein serine/threonine kinase activity
Source: RefSeq, a predicted model, not a curated record
UGUGGGUUCUAUGGGAUGUAUGAGAAGAUCCUGCUGUUCCGUCAUGACCCGGCGUCAGAGAACGUCCUGCAGCUGCUGCGCUCCGCCUCUCAGAUCCAGGAGGGAGAUCUGGUGGAGGCCGUGCUGUCAGCGUCGGCCACAGUGGAGGACUUCCAGAUCCGUCCCCACUCUCUGUUCGUCCACUCGUACCGAGCGCCGGCGUUCUGCGACCACUGUGGAGAGAUGCUGUGGGGGCUCGUCCGGCAGGGCCUCAAAUGUGAAGGCUGCGGUCUGAACUACCACAAGCGCUGUGCCUUUAAGAUCCCAAACAACUGCAGCGGGGUGAGGAGGCGGCGCCUGUCCAACGUCUCUCUGACGGGGGGGCUGGUCAACAUCGCCGUCGGGACCCGGCCCGCCUCCGCCGAGCCCUCGCCCCCCCACUACUCUGACGACGCCUUACUGUCUCCAGUCAGUCCCAGUAUGGAGAAGAACCAGUCAGAUUACUUCCCGGGCCGAGAGCGCCGCUCCAGCUCGCAGUCGUACAUCGGCCGUCCCAUCGAGCUGGACAAGAUCCUGCUGUCCAAGGUCAAGGUUCCCCACACGUUCCUGAUCCACUCGUACACGCGGCCCACCGUGUGCCAGCACUGCAAGAAGCUGCUCAAGGGCCUGUUCAGGCAGGGGCUGCAGUGCAAAGAUUGUAAAUUUAAUUGUCAUAAGCGAUGUGCCCCCAAAGUGCCAAACAACUGCCUGGGAGAAGCUUCUAUAAACGGAGAGCUUCUGAGUCCGGGGGCGGAGUCAGACGUCGUCAUGGCAGAGGGUUGCCUUGACGACCAUGACAUUGACCGUGGCGGCCUAUUGGAUGACAUGGAGGAGGCGAUGACAUCAGACGCAGGCCUGCUGCUGGAGGCGGGGCCUGGCGACCUCUGCGACCUCCACGACCCCGACAUGGACGAAUCCAACCGGGCCAUCAGCCCGUCCACCAGUAACAACAUCCCUCUGAUGCGAGUCGUCCAGUCGGUCAAACACACCAAGAGGAAGAGCAGCAGCGUGGUGAAGGAGGGCUGGCUGGUGCACUACUCCAGCAAGGACACACUGAGGAAGAGGCAUUACUGGCGGCUGGACAGUAAAUGCAUCACGCUGUUUCAGAACGACACAGGAAGUAAAUACUACAAGGAGAUCCCUCUGUCUGAGAUCUUGUCGUUGGAGCCGGCUCAGGUCUUCUCGCUGCUGCCCGACGGCUCCAACCCGCACUGCUUCGAGAUCGCCACCACCUCGCUGGUGUACUACGUCGGCGAGAAUCUGCUGAGGAGCGACGCGGCGGCGAUGGGCAGCGGCAUCCUGGUGAGCGGCGUCGGGCAGGACGUGGCCCGGAUGUGGGAGAUGGCCAUCCAGCACGCUCUGAUGCCGGGGGUUUCCCACGGCUUGCACCACAGCGGCCACAAAGAGGUUUCCAUCAGCAUUUCUGUCUCCAACUGCCAGAUCCAGGAGAACGUGGACAUCAGCUCGGUGUAUCAGAUCUUCCCAGACGAGGUGCUCGGCUCCGGACAGUUUGGAAUCGUCUACGGAGGGAAGCACAGGAAGUCCGGCCGAGAUGUCGCCAUCAAGAUCAUCGACAAACUCCGCUUCCCCACCAAGCAGGAGAGCCAGCUGCGCAACGAGGUGGCCAUCCUGCAGAACCUGCACCACCCGGGCGUCGUCAACCUCGACUGCAUGUUCGAGACGCCGGAGCGAGUGUUCGUCGUCAUGGAGAAGCUCCACGGCGACAUGCUGGAGAUGAUCCUGUCCAGCGAGAAGGGCCGACUGCCCGAGAGGAUCACCAAGUUCCUCGUCACGCAGAUCCUGGUGGCUUUGCGUCAUCUCCACUUCAAGAACAUCGUGCACUGCGAUCUGAAGCCUGAGAACGUUCUGCUGGCGUCUGCAGACUCCUUCCCACAGGUGAAGCUGUGUGACUUCGGAUUUGCCCGGAUCAUCGGAGAGAAGUCGUUCCGGCGCUCGGUGGUCGGCACGCCGGCCUACCUGGCGCCCGAGGUGCUGAGGAACAAAGGCUACAACCGAUCCCUGGACAUGUGGUCGGUCGGCGUCAUCAUCUACGUCAGCCUCAGUGGAACUUUCCCGUUUAACGAAGAUGAAGACAUUAACGACCAGAUCCAGAACGCCGCCUUCAUGUACCCCCCGCACCCUUGGAAGAAGGUUUCCCAGGAAGCCAUCGACCUGAUUAACAACCUGCUGCAAGUCAAGAUGAGGAAGAGAUACAGCGUUGACAAAACUCUCAGCCACCCCUGGUUACAGGACUACCAGAUGUGGCUGGACCUGCGGAGUCUGGAGAGCCGGAUGAACGAGCGCUACAUCACCCACGAGAGCGACGACCUGCGCUGGCACCACCACGCCCAGAUGAGCGGCCUCGACUACCCGGCGCACCUCGGCAACGGUCCCCACGGCGACGUGGGCCAAGGGGCGGAGCAUUACCACGAAGAGGAGGAGGAGCUUGAGACCCUGAGCGAGAGGGUCAGUGAACUGUGA